This is a messenger RNA of Mobula hypostoma (lesser devil ray), 4458 nucleotides long. Its product is annotated as NACHT, LRR and PYD domains-containing protein 3-like. NCBI's taxonomy places the organism in Eukaryota, Metazoa, Chordata, Chondrichthyes, Myliobatiformes, Myliobatidae. Gene Ontology annotation, molecular function: protein binding. Gene Ontology annotation, cellular component: cytoplasm. The record is from RefSeq and is a predicted model, not a curated record. Gene Ontology annotation, biological process: positive regulation of inflammatory response.
GGGGUUACAUGCUGGAUAGACUGAAAUUCAGGUUUAUCAGCGUGUUAGCGACUGAACAUUGCCCAGGGUGUGAUCACUUACUGUUAGGGCCCAUAAAAUUCAGAUGCUCGGAUUCGCUGAAACCAGAGGCAGGAGUCCAGCGGCAGAUGCACAUUCCAAAAAACAAGAUAACAGAGAUGCCGCGCGUUUCACAAGCCCGUGUGAAAACUUCUGGCUUAGAGCAAUGGUUGAUCCACGCAACAGCAAAAAUACUAAUCAGUGGGAACAUUGAAGACCGGACCAGCAGCUGGAAUGUGGAUUACAAAUUACAGCAGGAGAUGGAAAAGGCGAGUCAGAAGGGCAAUUUCAUGAUAAUCGUCGGGGAUUCUAACAUGAAAGUGGAUUGGGAAAACCAGCGCAGCAAAAUCUGACCCCAACUGUCCUCGACAUGGCUGAACGGGCGGGCAGGGGAGGAGUUCCAGUGACGUCAACAUCAGGAAAGGUCACGGUUAUGUCCUUCACAGGUCCGAGCUCAGUGAUCACCGAGCUCCUGGCAGGCUGCAACGACUCCCAGCUGCUGCAGCUGACGGAUUUCUACCGGGACAGGCUGGAGCAGGCGAUGGAAAGAGGAGUGUACGGAGUGAGCCUGGCGUUAAAGGAUGAGAAUCAGUUCAGCGGAGAGGAACAUCGGACAAUCUCUGAUCUCGCUGAUAAUGGCAAGAGGGCGGACAGUUCUAAACUCCUCCUGAGCCUGGUGAUGGAGAAAGGCUCCCGCGCCCGGAGGGCGAUGUGGGAAAACUUCGUGAAAAUGCGCAAUGUCGUCCCAAAGUUGGACAAAAUGCUGAAAGAAAUUCAGGAACAUGGUUGUGUUCCGAUCCAUCGACCCGUCCCGGAGAUUCCUUGUGAGCUGAAAGAUCCGAGCUCAGUGAUCGCCGAACUCCUGGCGAGCUGGAAUGAUUCCCAGCUGCUGCAGCUGACGGAUUUCUACCUGGACAGGCUGGAGCAGGCGAUAGAAAGAGGGGUGCACGGAGUGAGCCUGGCGUUAACAGCUGAGAAUCAGUUCAGUGGAGCGGAACAUCAGAAAGUCUCUGAUCUCGCUGAUAAUGGAAAGAGGGCGGACAGUUCUAAACUCCUCCUGAACCUGGUGAUGGAGAAAGGCUCCCGCGCCCAGAGGGUGAUGUGGGAAACCUUUGUGAAAAUGCGCAAUGUCGUCCCAAAGUUGGACAAAAUUAUGAAGGAAAUUCAGGAACAUGGUUGUGUUCCGAUAUAUCGACCCAUCCCGGAGAUUCCCAGUGAGCUGAAAGAUCCGAGCUCAGUGAUCACCGACCUCCUGGCAGGCUGGAACGACUCCCAGCUGCUGCAUUUGACGGAAUUCUACCGGGACAGGCUGGAGCAGGCGAUGGAAAGAGGGGUGCACGGAAUGAGUCUGGCGUUAACGGCCGAGAAUCAGUUCAGCGGAGAGGAACAUCGGAAAAUCUCAGAUCUUGCUGACCAGGGAGAGCGGGCGAACAGUUCUAAACUCCUCCUGAGCCUGGUGAUGGAGAAAGGCUCCCGCGCCCGGAGGGUGAUGUGGGAAAGCUUUGUGAAAAUGCGGAAUGGUGUCCCAAAGCUGGACAAAAUACUGAAGGAAAUACAGAUAUAUGGUUCUCAUCCCUCCUAUCGAUCAAAUCCUGCUCAAGGUUUACUCAAGAUUCUCAAUGAGCUGAAAGAUGUUCAACAGAAACACAAGGAGACUCUGCGGACACAAACUGAGACACUGAGAGUGAACACGAUCCUGAUGAGGGAGAAGGUGAAGGUUUUCCAGCUGGUUGAUCGAUACGCUGAGCUUACGGUCAUUUCUACUGUCCGAGAUCGGAGACUGGUGGAACAUGAGCUGCUGGCGAGAGGCAGAGACCACGAGGAGUGGAGAGAAAAACAUCUCCGCAGAGAGCUGGAAAAACUCCGGACUGAUCAGUUCUUCCAGAGCAGCUUUUCCUGGAGUAAAUCCAAAUCUGGGAGUUCGGCAGCAGUGGCCGGAGUCCCGGGGAUCGGGAAAACAACAAUGGUACAAAAGAUUAUUUAUGACUGGGCCACGGGGAAAAUAUAUCAAAAGUUCCAUUUUGUCUUCAGUUUCCAAUUCCGGAAUUUAAACUCCAUUAACUGCAGAAUAAACCUGAAAGAACUGAUUCUGGAUCAGUAUCCAUACUUUCAGAAUAUCCUGAGAGAGGUUUGGAAGAACCCAGAGGGAUUGCUGUUUAUAUUCGAUGGUUUGGAUGAAUUCAAUGACAAAAUUAAUUUUGCUCACUGUCGGAGAGACUCAGAACCUCAGUCCACAUGCACAGAUCCUGAAUUCAAGUGCAAGGUGUCUGACAUUGUGUACAGUUUAAUCCAGCACAAGCUGCUGCCAGGGUGUUCAGUGCUGGUGACAACCCGUCCCACUGCGUUACAUUUAUUGGAAAAGGCAGAUAUCGGUAUCUGGGCUGAAAUCUUGGGAUUUGUUAGUGAGGAACGGAAAGAAUAUUUCUUCAGGCACUUUGAAGAUCAGAUGGUGGCGGCAGCUGUUUUCAAAUACGUGGAGGAGAACGAGAUCCUGUACACCAUGAGCUACAACCCCUCCUACUGCUGGAUCCUCGCGCUGGCACUGGGCCCCUUCUUCACACAAAGAGUCAGGGACCCGCAGCGAGUUCCCAAGACCAUCACCCAACUGUACUCCUACUAUAUUUACAACAUCCUGAAAAACCACGGCCGUGAGAUUGAGAACCCCCGUGAUGUGUUACUCAGGGUUGGUCAGAUGGCCUUCAGAGGAGUUUUCGAUAAGAAGAUUGUGUUUACAGAUGGAGAUUUGAUCAACUACAAUCUGCAGCAUUCCCAAUUCCUGUCCGGCUUCCUGAUGGAGCUUUUGGAAAGAGACGAUUCGGCCCGCAGCGUGGUGUACACAUUCCCACACCUCACCAUCCAAGAGUUUGUUGCUGCAGUCGCACUAUUUCUGAAUCCACAUCCCGGGAAUAUCCUGAAAUCCCUCACUGAAGCCCACAACACGACAGAUGGGCGAUUUGAUGUUUAUCUCCGUUUUGUUGCUGGUCUGUCCUCCCCAAUGACAGCUCGGGGCCUGGAGGAGUUUCUGGGUCCAUUUCCUCAUGAAACAACCUGCCGGGUGAUUGACUGGGUGAAGGAGCAGGUUAAACGCCAGAGUGGAAACACAGAGAGUGCAGCUGGUAAAAGGAGCCUCCUGAACACAUUGCACUACCUAUUUGAGUCUCAGAAUAGCGGGCUGGCUCAGGCCGCACUGGGAUCUGUGGAAACACUUUCAUUCUGUGGUAUGACGCUGACCCCGAUUGACUGCGCAGUCCUGUCUCAUGCCAUCGGACUCUGUGAUACAAUAAAACACCUCGCCCUAGGGAACUGCCAGAUUCAGUGUGAAGGAAUCCAGCGGCUGGGACCCGGGCUGCACAAAUGCCAAAAGUUGAGACUUGGGGGGAAUGACCUGGCAGAUUCAGGAGUGAAACUGGUGUUUGCGGCUCUGAGAAACCCCGAGUGUAAAAUACAGAAACUGCAGCUGGAGAGAGUUGGUCUCACAGAUUCUGGUGUCGAGGAUCUCGCCUCCGCUGUCAGUACAAACCGAUCACUGACGGAGCUGAGCCUGGGAUCAAACACACUCACAGACGUAUCCGUCCCCGCUCUCCACCGCCUCAUAAUGACCCUCCCGAGUCUGGAGUGGAUCCAGCUGACGGGGAAUCGGUUCAGUGAGACCGGGAAAAAGGAACUGAGAUCUCUGCAGGAAUCCAGACCCGGAUUGUCAGCGAGUCAGUGAGUGUAUGAACAGUUGAAUGUGUGAAUAUCUCCGCCCGAGGGAUGGGGACAUUUUGGUCGAUUCCUCGCCCUCCCCUUAAACCAACGCUCUCCAGGUUUAAUUCCGAACCGUUCUAACGGAACUGGCUCCGGUCUAACGCUCUGUGACCAUGUCGCGGUGACGUUAUUUCACCACACUUUCAGCAGCGCUGCUACCGCUGGGUGACAGGAUUCUGGAGCUCCUCCAAGUGGAUCACGUGGGAUUACACAGGCAAAGAGAACCCGGGGGCUGGGGCUCAGUCUUCGACACCCAUGGCCUGGGGUGGGAUUAUCGGGGGAGAGAAUCAUUUUUCUCCCUUUGCUGCGGAUGGUGCAUUCGGUAGACUGGCUGAUAUAAUAAUGUUAGACAGGGAAACACCUUGGUAGAGACGCUGGAUCUGCAGUUACUUAACACAUGGCCCUGAAGUGUGAUUUUAUAAUCAUCGGUUCCCCGAUGCAGUGUGACGGUGAGAAACUGGACUGAUUAUUCAAAUUGUCUCGCUUUGUCACUGAUCAGUUAAUUGUGUGUGACUCCGAGUGAAUCGGGAGUAGUUUAUUUAUUUGUUUAUUCAUACACGCCAUCAGCUCACAAAUUGUCUAAUUUAAUUUAUAUUUUGUCAUAAUUAAAAUUAAUAAACCUCUUUAACUUCCUGCCUUGGUUUCGGACUUAAG